CGUCGCUCAGGGCAACAACGCUUCGCCUGUAUCGCGUUGGGUUGCUUGUCAGUUGACUGGAAUGGAGGUAGAGAGGAUCGCAGCUGUAAUGAGCGGCUCCCGUUGCAGGUGAAAUACAGAAGAAGAAGAAGCACAAAGAUGCAAACCUGCGUCCCGUGACUGUGACAGAGGAGUCCGCGUGCCGACCUCGACAACCGGAGUGAGUUGAGUUUGUGUUAGAAAUAUGGAAUCAAUUUCAGGUCUCAAAGGAAACAGCAUUCUGGCUCUGAUGACUCGUUCGAGUGCCGUGUGGUGCUGCAUGUCCUGACCACUCUUUUGCUGCGGACACACACACACACACACACUCACACCCCUGCCUUUUGACUUGAUGAAGAUUCGCCUCAUCGGUGAUGUGAUGAAUAAAUUUGAGGUCCUUGGGAUUGUAGGAGAAGGAGCCUAUGGGGUGGUUCUAAAAUGCAGGCACAAGGAGACGAAAGAGCUUGUUGCCAUAAAGAAGUUUAAGGACAGUGAAGAGAAUGAAGAGGUAAAGGAGACGACUCUGCGGGAGCUGAAAAUGCUCCGCACACUGAAGCAGGAGAACAUCGUGGAGCUGAAGGAGGCGUUCCGGCGCAGAGGGAAACUCUACCUGGUGUUUGAAUAUGUGGAGAAGAACAUGCUGGAGCUUCUGGAGGAAAUGCCCAAUGGCGCUCCACCUGAUAAAGUACGCAACUACAUUUAUCAGCUGAUUAAAGCGAUCCACUGGUGCCAUAAGAAUGAGAUCGUACACCGAGACAUCAAGCCUGAAAAUCUUCUCAUCAGCUCCAAUGACAUCCUCAAGCUCUGCGAUUUUGGCUUUGCCCGGAAUCUUUCAGAAGGCAGCGACGCCAACUACACAGAGUACGUGGCCACCAGGUGGUACAGAUCUCCUGAACUUCUUCUCGGAGCUCCAUAUGGAAAGGCUGUGGAUAUGUGGUCAGUGGGAUGUAUCCUGGGCGAACUGAGUGACGGACAGCCUUUAUUUCCGGGAGAAAGUGAGAUCGAUCAGCUCUUUACCAUCCAGAAAGUGCUGGGUCCUCUGCCUCCUGAGCAGAUGAAGCUGUUCUACAGCAACCCUCGCUUUGCUGGACUCAGGUUCCCUACAGUCAGUCAUCCACAGACCCUGGAAAGGAGAUACUUAGGCAUCAUUAAUGGACUCAUGUUGGAUCUCAUGAAGAACCUGCUGCUGUUGAACCCGUCGGAGCGCUUUCUGACUGAGCAGUGUUUGAACCACCUCGUGUUCCAGGCACUGCGAGUGCUCGAGCGACCCGCGCCACCGUCUCCCACGCCGCCUCGCUCCUCCAAGAGGAAACCGUACCACGGGGACAACACCAUUCCCAGCCGUAGUAAGAGCUCUAGUCAUCGUCGCACCAACGGUAAAGACUGCUCGUCGCUGCCACGCCAUGAAGACUUGCGCAGGAGCACUGAAGGCUUCUUGAAUGGUGGUGGAGGGCCCAUGGGAGCCAGCUUGAGUCCUACACUGCAUCCCAAGAGCUACCAGAGCCAGACACUGAGCCGAUCGAUCUCUUGCAGCAAAGAUUUGGCCAACAACAAUCUGCCACAUCUUUUGAGCCCCAAGGAUGUCAAGGGCAAAACCGAGUUUGACUUCACUCUGGGACCCAAGACGACUGGUGGGAUGGAUGUUUCCACUGGCAAGUACCUAAAAUCAUCCAAACAAAAUCGCCAGCCAUCAUCCUCUUUUAUGGAGGGCAAAACGAGCACUCUGCAGUCUAGCGACAAGCAUGGACGUCAUGGCUACAUGGAGAGCUCGCAUGGCUCUAUGCCCUCGUCCUCGUCCUCCAAGAGCACUUCAUCUUACCUUGGCCUGUCCAAAAGCCAUGGCACUCUGAGUGACGCAAAGUCUGUUGGAAACCUGACUGAGCCCCGCCUUCACCUAGAGGAGACCGUUCCCAGUUCAAGCUCUAAUUCUCGGUACUUCCCAACUAGCUGUUUGGACUUGAACGCCGCCCCCACCAGCCCACGAACAGAGCGGCACUCCAGCUCAGAUCACCAGGGUCAUAGCCCAGCAGGGCGCACCAACCCUCGCAUGGAGGGUGGUACCCUGGACUCGCACCACUCCUCAGGCCGAAAAAAAUUACCUGAGGAAGCCAAAGUUCCGGAUGGUCUGGAUCCAUCCAUGGUGGCUGGAGCCGCAGGCGUGCACAGUCACACGCUUUCUGCUCCCCACGAAGCCUUCCCCUACGGCCUGGGCUAUACCAGCCCCUUUUCAUCUCAGCAGCGCCCCCACAGGCACUCUAUGUAUGUGCGACGUGAGCGCCACAGGACCCACGGUCAGGAGGCUGGGCUGGCAGUGAACCAGGGUGCGCCAACACGUGCCAGCAGCCUACAGUUACUUUCCCCUCAGCUUCCUCAUCGCACAUUACCGCGCCAUCCAAAUGGCUCAUCAAGAGAAGAGCUCAGCAAGGACAUCAGCAGGAAUGAUCAGUCUCCAAAGGAGAAGCCUCACUCUCAUGGCCCAAUUAAAGACUCGACAAGGGACAACACUUCUUACCACUCACAACGUGCCAAAAAUGAGGUUGGGAUGUACCAUGAUCCACAUAUGGAAGAUGGAACCUCAUCCAAGGAGAACCGAUUGAUCUAUAGUGAUUCUAUGCCACGUCGAGUGGGCAGCUUUUACCGAGUUCCUUCUCCACGACCCGACAAUUCCUUUCAUGAUAAUGUGCCUCAGAGCAGAGUUCCACCUGUAUCGGCAGACAGUGCUGCCAUGGCUAACCACUCCAAACGGCAGACAAACUUUGACCCCUGGAAUAACUCAGAGGCGAUGGUUCUGAACCCACCAGAGAUUCCAAAACAGAAGGAGAAACAGGGUUUUUUUAGAGCAAUAAAGAAGAAAAAGAAGAAGUCACAACCAACGGAGGGCUGCGAGGGAAGGAACCCGAGCAUCAAGAAAAGCCUUUUCCCCCUCUUUAACUCAAAGAAUAGCUUAAAGCAUAACUCCUCUGUGCUUCCUGUCCUUGCUCAGCCCAUGGUUGCAGCUGAAGGCCAACAGGACCAGCUGGUGCUCCAAAGACCAGUCAAGUCUUCGUCCCACCACAGCAGCCGUCACCGGAACCGGGACAGAGAACGGGACAGAGACAGGGACCGGGAUAGGGAUAGGAACCGAGAGCGAGGUCAUGAGCGAGAAAGAGACAGAGACAACACCUGGCCUGUAGAGAAACAUACAAAUGUGCAACCUCAGAACCAACCUCUUAGGUCUUUGCGUAAGUUGCUGCACCUCUCCUCUCCUCCUUCGUCCUCAACAGCUGUUAGCCAGCCUCCUCCUCCUCCUCCUCCUCCAGAUCGCUCAUCUGAAAUACGCUUCCAGCCACUUGCCAACCCGCCACCCAAAGCAGCACCUCCAAGCAUGCCUGAAGCACGGGCCAUUUCGGUGGGCAGCAUCACUCCGAACACCAAGAGCCGUAAGCCACACAACUACCCUCUGCCAGGGCAGAUAGAGUCCGCUUGGCAUGCCACAGCUCCCUACCCCGACCAAAUGGCCAGCAAAGCUGGGCAGAAUGGCAUCGGCUUUGCCAGGGCUGCUCGUCCACGGAUGCCAAACCUCAAUGACCUGAAAGAAACCGCUUUGUAGGGGCAGACAUAUCUUCUUUUACUCUUCUGACAAUUUGGGAGUGUCUGCAAAACCAUUAUCACUUCCGCACUUAACAACGACUCUGGCCAGAAGGUGGCACUAAUCAUGUCUUGUUUUUUUUUAAAUCAUCUACAUCCUUUGAUAGAAUUUGUAUCUGUUAACAGGUUCAGUUUUCAGUUCUUGACAUUGAUGAUGUAUCUAAGUAUUUGUAUAAGGAAAUUUAUCAGCUGGGGGGUAAAUGAACCAUGGAAUAGUAAGAGCUUUAGUUUAUACACCAGAGAAUGUAUAAAUAUUUAUUGUGUAAUAAUUCUAUAUUUCAUGGAGAUUAUUUAAUUAAUUAUGAGUGUCUUACUAUUUAAUAUAUACAUUGUACAGAGUGCAUUUUAUUGUUGUAACAAAUGGUACAUAUUAUUAUUAUUAUUAUUAUUAUUAUUAUUAUUAUUAUUAUUAUUAUUGAACAGUUUGUUCUGUUAGGAAUCCUCUACUGCCUGGACACUUAGGCAUCUCAUCUUUUACAAAUUUUGAGAUCUAACUGCCCAUUAACACAGAAGCUACACUGUCAGAGGCUAACUCUCAUCACGUGAUCUUCAGCUAUACAAUGACAGGAUUUUUUUUUUUGCUUGCACAUUUUUUUUCUUUUUAUUUUCUUUCAUAUUUUUUCCAUAAAUUAAAAUCUGAGUAAACCAAACCUAGUCUAAAUAGCUGACAAAAUGGACGGCGGGCCACAGUAGAAGCACGUCAGUGAUUAGCUCAGCAGGGCUGUUGUCGUUUAACGAAUGGCUGACGAUCACAUAGGCACAUCAACAGGUUUUGUUCCGAAGCUGUUUAUCACAUUCCCUCAUUGACUCGCCUUUUUAUUUACCUUUUGGAAGAAUCUGCGUUUAGUCAGGAGAGUUCAGGCUUUUUAUUAGUGUACGUAUGAGCAAGAAAAAGUUAUACACCAAUAAUGUUCCAACCACCUGUAGGUCCCUGUUGUGCCACCAAACCAGCUCUGAUUCAUUAAGGCAUGGACUCCACAGUCUGAUGGGACUGACGGGCCCUUGACCAAGGCCCUUAACCCUGACUACUUCGGAGGUGCUGUAUCAUGGCUGACACUGUGCUCUGCCCUUUGCAACCUCCAAAUUUUGGAUAUGUGAAGAAAGAAUUUCACUGUGCUGUAAUGUCUGUGACAAAGUAAAGGAUUUUACUUUAUACAUUAUAUUUUGUCUGAAAAUGUGCUGUGGCAUCCGGCACCAGCAAGUCCUGUAGGUUGUAAGUUGAAGCCUCCAUGAAUCCGACUACUUUGUCCGGCACAUCCCACAGACGCACGAUCGAAUGAGAUCUGGGGAUUUCGGAGGCCAAGUCAACACCUUGAUCUCUUUAGACACGUUCCUUAAACCAUUCCUGAACAAUGUUUGCAGUGUGGGUCUGGGAACAUCAUCCUGCUGGGUUUUGUGACAUUGUUUACUUCACCUGUCAGGGGUUUUUUGGUGGACAUGAAGUAAACUCGCAAGGGACUCGGGACACAUUUUGUCAAAAAACAAGGACAAGAUACGCAAAGAUAGAGCCUUGACAUCAACCAAUAACAGAAUUAUUUUCUCUACCCUUACAAGACUCUUGAGAAUUUGUUUCCCCAAAAAAGUAAAAGUGUACAAUAGACAUCAUAUAGUAAUAACAUACACAGGGAGUUGUAGGGUUGUGACGUGUUACUCAAUUGAAUUAAAAAAGCGUGGGAUUGCUGCUAUACCUUAAUCUUGAUAUCAGGAAAUUGAAAUUUUUCUAUCAGGAAGCAUCACAUCACCCUGUCUGUGACUGUGAAACUGACUGUGCAACUUGCCAAAGAAAACUGCAUUAUAUCCAGUGCUCUCUGACCUCUUACACUUUCUCCUUAAGCUGUCAGUAAUCGUUUGAAGUGGGACAGAGUUGACGUGCUCUACCAAACCAUGCGCAGAAGUCAUUGAGGGAGUGUUAACAGGAAUGGAAUAUUUUCAGGAUGUUGACUUUACAAGUAAUAGAACACGGGUGUGAAGAUUUUUAAAUUAUUCUGAAUAAGAUACAGAGACCUCCUCCAUACUAUGUACCAAUCAAAGCAAAUGUAACAUUGAAUAUGUUUCAGCCUCACAGAUGAUCCUAUAUCGGAUAUAUUAUAUAUAGAAAUACAGUGUAUAUAAGAUUGAGAGUAUGAAAGAUGAUGAGAGAUGAAUUCUAUCCUUGUAAAAAAAAAAAAAAAAGUGCAAUAUCUGGAUGAUAAAUAUUUAACUCCGUUAAAUGGAUUUAAUAACGACGAUUAAAGGUUAUAUUCAACGUUCAGGAAUUUAUCAAGAGAUCCCAAAAAGAAACAGAAAGAGAUAUCUAACUGAGAGUAUCAACAUGCAUUAUUUUUAAUAACCAAUGGUGCACUUUAAAGCUGUGUUUCUUCCAGGUGAAGUGUAUUGUGCCCAUUUGGUGUUUUCUAAAUGGCAAUCAUCCCCCCCCCCCACCACCCUCUAAAUCCAUGGGUUUAUCACGACCAUUUUCUAGAGAACUGCACUGAAUGUGGGUUUGUUUCAUGACUCGUCAUGUGUAAUCGAGCAACUUUACAUUAAAACCUACAGUAAAUAUUUAGCACCAUUUUAAAUCACUUUAUUUUUUUGUACUGGUUUUUUCAUCAUGUCAUCGCCUUCGGUUCACCAGACUAUAAAGAUACUUUGACCGAUACUUAAAAAUCUAGGCUUGUUAUUUCUCGUCUUGGAUCAAAUCGGAAACUGUUUUCUAUGAAGGCCAAAUGAAGGUCACGUAUGAUCCAGUCAUCGUUCUGUGGUGCUUUGUAUAAUUUUAAUUUUGCGUUUUAGUUUCAUUCAAUUUGGUUGUACAUCUGUCUUUUACAGCAUAUUAACCCGCCUUGGCAUAUUGCCAGCUCAUAUAGCAUGCCAAUGCAAUGCCAAGUCUUUUUUUUUAUUUAGGUUUACUAGCAGCAUGACCUAAAUUAAAACUGGAGGAUGACUGCUGGAGGCACCGUGUGCUUCAAUGCUCUACAAAUUCACUGCUGUUAGGUGUGUUGAAGGAGCAGUGAACACCGUGUAAACCCAGGACUGAUGUUGUCCUUCAUACAUAGAGUUUUUUUUAAAAAUUCCCCCAAAAUGAUUUCCCAUAUGAAUAUCGUAGAACUGCUUAUUCAAAUAUCUAUACUCGAUGUCUAUCAAGCAUAUCAGACCAGGAUGAAAAACGCCGCAGCUGAUUAGAUUUCACCCUGAUGGUGUAUAAAAUCAAAUAAAAGUGAACACGACCGCUGAAAGAGAAUUCCAUCCCUCACACGAAACACGGCGAAUGAAAACCUGUAACCGGUUUACCACGAUCUCCUUUAGAGCCUUUGUCCGUCGUUUACGCCACUUUUCAUAACGUUGAUUCUGUUCCUCAAAUCUGUCACUACCGUGAUGACAGAAACUCUGAAAGACCUUUAGACCUAAAACUAGAGAUGAGUUUUCUCAAAAUCUCAAAUAUAUUCAGUUCAAUUCUAUUUUUAUUAUUAUUAUUAUUAUUAUUAUUAAUUGAUUCCCUUUCUCUCUCUGAUAAUAAUUUUUUUUUCUUUCUUUGUUGUUGGGAUUUUUCAUCGUUUGUGCCAAAUUUGUAUAAACACAAACAUUUACACACCAUCAGCAACAAUAGUGGUACAGCAACUUUUUCUUUUGUAUACAUUUCACAUUUGAAUGUUUAUUCUUUGCAUUUUGUUAUUAGAUUGUUGUAGAAAGUAUUUCGGAAAUUGUGUGUGUGUGUGUGUGUGUGUGUGUGUGUGUGUGUGUGUGUGUGUGUGUGUGUGUGUGUGAGAGAGAGAGAGAAUAUGAACUCAAAGGUCAGAGGACACACACGUUAUUAGCUGCUAUUGUGGUGUGUGUGUGUGUGUGUGUGUGUGUGUGUGUGUGUGUGAGAGUCUCUCAGGGGUUGAACUCAAAGGUUAGUAGUUUGCUGAAUUCAGUGUGUUUAUGGAUUGAUUUUUUUUUUCCAUACAAAAUGAAUCUGGAAACGAAACCUCUUCCGACCUCUGACCUCACCGACACGGAAAGGAAAAGCUGUGGAUUUCAUUUUGACUCCAUUGAUUACACGCUUCCAAAAAUCUCACUCUCAUACCUCUCGUACGGUUACCUGUGACCUGAACUUUUUUUUUCAUCACCUCUGGCUGUGGUUGUUUCGA
Messenger RNA from Tachysurus vachellii, 7751 nucleotides. It is a transcript of the gene cdkl5, whose product is annotated as cyclin dependent kinase like 5. Lineage: Eukaryota; Metazoa; Chordata; Actinopteri; Siluriformes; Bagridae. The transcript has 19 exons. The coding region runs from base 368 to 3604 and encodes 1078 amino acids. Gene Ontology annotation, molecular function: protein kinase activity; ATP binding. Gene Ontology annotation, cellular component: dendrite cytoplasm; nucleus. Gene Ontology annotation, biological process: regulation of dendrite development; positive regulation of axon extension; protein phosphorylation. The record is from RefSeq and is a predicted model, not a curated record.